Callorhinus ursinus (northern fur seal) is the source of this 3924-nucleotide messenger RNA. NCBI's taxonomy places the organism in Eukaryota, Metazoa, Chordata, Mammalia, Carnivora, Otariidae. The record is from RefSeq and is a predicted model, not a curated record.
GCAGCGCGGCCGGGAUGAGCGGGAGCGGCGCGGCGCCUGGCCCGAGCUCGGGCUCCUCCCCGACCGCCUGCCGCUUCGCGCACUACUUCGUGCUGUGCGGGAUCGACGCAGACAGCGGGCUGGAGCCCGACGAGCUGGCGGUUUUGUACCAAUGGCUAGAAGCAGAUCGUCAUGGCAAGAGCCAAGAUACUGCAAAUACGACUUCAGGUGAAAACUUUGACCAGAGUCCUUUGAGAAGAACAUUCAAAUCCAAAGUGUUGGCCCACUAUCCUGAGAAUAUAGAAUGGAACCCUUUUGAUCAAGAUGCAGUGAACAUGCUGUGCAUGCCUAAAGGACUAUCUUUCAGAACUCAAACUGACAAUAAAGACCCUCAGUUCCACUCAUUUAUAAUUACCCGGGAAGAUGGUUCUCGUACCUAUGGUUUUGUUCUCACUUUUUAUGAAGAAGUUACAAGUAAGCAGAUCUGCACAGCCAUGCAGACGCUCUACCAGAUGCACAACGCCGAGCACUACAGCGGCGUGUAUGCUUCGUCUUCCUGCAGCAUGGAUUCGCUGGCAAGCAGUGUUGACGAGGGAGAUACAACUUCCCUUUUGAAACUCCAGCGAUACAACUCCUAUGACAUCAGCAGAGACACGCUGUAUGUUUCAAAAAGUAUAUGUUUGAUCACACCGCUGCCUUUCAUGCAGGCCUGCAAGAAAUUCCUUAUCCAGCUUUACAAGGCAGUUACCUCACAGCAGCCGCCGCCCUUGCCGCUUGAGAGCUACAUCCAUAACAUUCUCUACGAGGUACCCCUUCCACCUCCAGGGAGGUCACUGAAAUUUUAUGGUGUUUAUGAACCCGUCAUCUGCCAGAGACCUGGGCCCAGUGAACUCCCCCUCUCCGAUUACCCUCUUCGAGAGGCCUUCGAGCUUCUGGGAUUGGAGAACCUGGUGCAGGUGUUUACCUGUGUUCUUUUAGAGAUGCAGAUCCUUCUCUACUCACAAGAUUAUCAACGCUUGAUGACUGUGGCGGAAGGCAUCACCACACUUUUGUUCCCAUUUCAAUGGCAGCAUGUUUAUGUGCCCAUCCUCCCUGCUUCUCUGCUACAUUUUCUUGAUGCUCCUGUCCCUUAUCUGAUGGGCCUUCAGUCAAAAGAAGGAACUGACCGUUCUAAGCUAGAACUUCCUCAAGAGGCUAAUUUGUGUUUUGUGGAUAUUGACAACCAUUUUAUUGAACUGCCUGAAGAAUUUCCACAAUUCCCCAAUAAGGUGGAUUUUAUCCAGGAACUCUCUGAAGUGCUUCUUCAAUUUGGGAUCCCUCCUGAGGGUAGCCUCCAUUGCAGUGAGAGUGCCACAAAACUGAAGAAUCUGGUUCUGAAGGACUUGGUUAAUGACAAAAAGAAUGGCAACGUCUCCACUAACAACAUCAGCAUGUACGAGUUACUGAAGGGCAAUGAAACCAUAGCCCGCCUCCAAGCUCUGGCCAAGCGGACCGGUGUGACCGUGGAAAAAAUGGAUCUCUCUGCCACACUGAGUGAAAAAGAAAAGGAUUUAAAACUUCAGUGUGAAGAGGCAGAACUAAGGGACUACCAGCUCAACGUGCAGCUCCGUGAGGUCUUUGCUAACCGCUUUACACAGAUGUUUGCAGAUUAUGAAGCAUUUGUGAUUCAGACUGCCCAGGACAUGGAAUCCUGGCUGACCAACCGAGAACAGAUGCAGAACUUUGACAAAGCUUCCUUUCUCUCUGACCAGCCUGAGCCUUACCUGCCAUUUCUUUCACGCUUCAUUGAAACACAGAUGUUUGCCACCUUUAUUGAUAAUAAAAUUAUGUCUCAGUGGGAAGAGAAGGAUUCUUUGCUUCGGGUCUUUGACUCUCGGAUUGAGAAGAUGAGACUGUAUAAUGUAAGGGCACCCACCUUGAGGACAUCUAUUUAUCAGAAAUGCAGCACUUUAAAAGAAGCAGCCCAAUCAAUUGAGCAGCGACUGAUGAAAAUGGAUCACACGGCAAUCCACCCACAUCUGCUUGAUAUGAAAAUUGGUCAAGGCAAAUAUGAGCAAGGGUUCUUUCCAAAGUUACAGUCUGAUGUGUUGGCAACAGGACCAGCUAAUAACAAUCGCUGGGUAAGUCGGAGUGCCACGGCGCAGCGCAGGAAAGACCGCCUUCGCCAACACUCGGAGCACAUUGGAUUGGACAAUGACCUGCGGGAGAAAUAUAUGCAAGAGGCACGAAGUUUAGGAAAAAACCUGAGGCAGCCCAAACUGUCAGACCUCUCUCCUGCAGUGAUUGCACAGACCAACUGCAAAUUUGUAGAAGGCUUAUUGAAAGAAUGUAGAAUGAAGACAAAGCGCAUGUUAGUGGAGAAGAUGGGACAUGAAGCAGUGGAACUGGGCCAUGGAGAAGCAAACAUAACCGGCUUGGAAGAGAACACCUUGAUCGCCAGCCUCUGUGACCUACUGGAAAGGAUAUGGAGCCACGGCUUGCAGAUCAAGCAGGGGAAGUCAGCUUUGUGGUCACAUUUAAUUCAGUUUCAGGACAGAGAAGAGAAGCAAGAGCACCUUGCAGAAUCGCCAGUUGCCCUUGGACCAGAAAGAAGAAAAUCUGACUCAGGAGUUAUGUUGCCAACACUCAGGGUCUCUCUUAUCCAAGACAUGAGGCAUAUUCAGAACAUGAGUGAGAUCAAGACUGACGUUGGACGAGCUCGGGCGUGGAUAAGACUAUCUCUAGAAAAGAAGCUCCUGUCCCAGCAUCUCAAGCAGUUGCUCUCCAACCAGCCACUCACCAAGAAGCUUUAUAAGCGUUAUGCUUUUCUACGCUGUGAAGAAGAAAGAGAGCAGUUUCUUUACCAUCUUCUUUCCCUCAAUGCGGUUGACUACUUCUGCUUCACCAGUGUGUUCACCACUAUCAUGAUUCCAUAUAGGUCAGUGAUCAUCCCCAUCAAAAAGCUGAGCAAUGCGAUCAUCACAUCGAACCCUUGGAUCUGUGUAUCGGGAGAGCUAGGAGACACGGGAGUAAUGCAGAUUCCCAAAAACCUCCUCGAAAUGACUUUUGAGUGCCAGAACUUGGGGAAGCUGACCACUGUUCAGAUUGGCCAUGAUAACUCAGGACUGUUAGCCAAAUGGCUAGUGGAUUGUGUCAUGGUCAGAAAUGAGAUCACAGGACAUACAUACAGGUUCCCAUGCGGGCGGUGGUUGGGGAAAGGCAUUGAUGAUGGAAGCCUGGAGAGAAUCCUUAUUGGGGAAUUGAUGACCUCAGUGGCAGAUGAGGAUCUGGUAAAGCAGUGUCGGACUCCACCCCAACAGAAAUCCCCCACCUCGGCUCGGAGACUGAGCAUCACUUCACUGACAGGAAAAACCACCAAACCCAAUGCUGGACAGAUCCAAGAAGGAAUUGGAGAAGCUGUGAAUAAUAUUGUGAAACAUUUUCACAAACCUGAGAAAGAGAGAGGAAGCCUCACAGUGUUGCUAUGUGGAGAAAAUGGACUGGUUGUGGCACUUGAACAAGUCUUCCAUCAUGGGUUCAAAUCUGCCCGCAUCUUUCACAAGAAUGUCUUCAUCUGGGACUUCAUAGAGAAAGCAGUUGCUUAUUUUGAAACCACUGACCAGAUUCUAGACAAUGAAGAUGAUGUCCUUAUUCAGAAAUCAUCCUGCAAAACCUUCUGCCACUAUGUAAAUGCUAUUAAUACUGCACCCAGGAACAUUGGGAAAGACGGCAAAUUCCAGAUUUUAGUUUGCCUCGGAACACGGGAUCGCCUGCUCCCACAGUGGAUCCCACUCUUAGCCGAGUGUCCUGCCAUUACCCGAAUGUACGAGGAGAGCGCCCUCCUGCGAGACCGCAUGACUGUCAACUCUCUCAUCCGCAUUCUGCAGACCAUUCAGGACUUCACCAUAGUCUUGGAAGGCUCACUCAUCAAAGGAGUGGAUGUGUAACCCACGUGGCUAGAAACGC